Messenger RNA from Salvelinus sp. IW2-2015, 1438 nucleotides. Its product is annotated as S-adenosylmethionine-dependent nucleotide dehydratase RSAD2. The record is from RefSeq and is a predicted model, not a curated record. Gene Ontology annotation, biological process: positive regulation of immune response; defense response to virus. NCBI's taxonomy places the organism in Eukaryota, Metazoa, Chordata, Actinopteri, Salmoniformes, Salmonidae. Gene Ontology annotation, cellular component: endoplasmic reticulum membrane; mitochondrion; endoplasmic reticulum. Gene Ontology annotation, molecular function: catalytic activity; 4 iron, 4 sulfur cluster binding.
UACAGAGGAUCAACUCAUUUGCAUGGAACUUUAGGAUAUGACAGCCCUUUUUCAUGUAGGCAUGUAGGACUGCAUAUGAAUAAGGUUAUGAUUUUAUAUUCAACAUUGUAACUUUCGUUUUCCUUAUUUGCAAAUAGAAACUGUUUUGACCAAACGUCAUGAGACGCGUCACUUAGGCUAUUGCGGUAAAAAGGGAUUCAAGCUAAACCUACAUCAGAAGUUUCAACAUGACAGAUAGGUUAAGACUAGCAAUGUCGUUCUCUACUCAAGUCGUGUUUGUGAAGAUGUCCCUACAGCUUUGCAUAAGUAACAUCCAGCAUAUCUUAACAACUGUCCUGGCAUGGAUAGGUGUGCGCGGUCCGCAGGUGCGGUUGACAUCUACAGGAAAAGUCAAUCUAGUGAAGGUGUUGCAAAAGAAUAUAUCUCAAACAGCGACAACUCCGAGCAGUGUCAAUUAUCAUUUUACUCGACAGUGCAAUUAUAAGUGCGGUUUUUGUUUCCACACGGCAAAAACGUCUUUUGUCCUGCCCAUUGAGGAAGCAAAGAGAGGUUUACAGCUUCUGAAGCAAUCAGGACUGGAAAAGAUUAACUUCUCUGGUGGAGAGCCUUUCUUACAGGACAGAGGUGAUUUCUUGGGUAAAUUAGUCCAGUACUGCAAACAAGACCUCCAUCUCCCAAGUGUCAGUAUUGUCAGCAAUGGCAGCCUGAUCAGAGAGAAGUGGUUCCAGAAAUAUGGCCAAUACCUGGACAUUCUGGCCAUUUCCUGUGACAGCUUUGAUGAGGACACCAACCAGACUAUAGGCAGAGCCCAGGGCAGGAAGAGCCACCUUGACAACCUCUUCAAAGUCCGGGAGUGGUGCCGGGACUACAAAGUGGCGUUCAAAAUCAACUCUGUGAUCAACACCUUCAAUGUGGAUGAAGACAUGAGAGAAAACAUUUCUGAACUCAACCCUGUACGCUGGAAGGUGUUCCAGUGUCUACUGAUCGAUGGGGAGAAUGCUGGGGAGAACAGUCUGAGGGAGGCAAAGAGGUUUGUCAUCAGCGAUCAGCAGUUUCAGGACUUCCUGGAUAGACACAGCACCAUCAGCUGCCUGGUACCUGAAUCCAAUCAGAAGAUGAGAGAUUCCUACCUCAUCCUGGAUGAAUAUAUGCGUUUCCUGGAUUGCAGAGAGGGGAGGAAGGAUCCAUCCAAGUCCAUCCUUGAUGUUGGCGUGGAAGAGGCCAUUCAGUUCAGUGGCUUUGACGAGAAGAUGUUCCUAAAGAGAGGAGGGAAAUAUGUAUGGAGCAAAGCUGACAUGCGGCUAGAGUGGUGAUCCACACAUUGUAAUCAAUUCCACUUUUUGUUUGUACUUGUGUGUGUGUUUUUAUUUGUAUAGACAGUUGUAUUUAAUGGAUAACAUAAAUAGGAAAACAAAUAAAAUAAUAACAGUAGGCUACA